Molecule: messenger RNA, 168 nt
Organism: Monoraphidium neglectum
Lineage: Eukaryota; Viridiplantae; Chlorophyta; Chlorophyceae; Sphaeropleales; Selenastraceae
Exons: 1
Source: RefSeq, a predicted model, not a curated record
AUGCCGCGCUGGCUGUUCUACUCAGCGUCCUACCAGCCCGGCCGCGCGCGCUGCGCCGGCGGCGACCACGCUUUCGCGUGCAUAGCGCGCACGCUGGGCGCGCUGGGCCACGGCGUGCACCUCCUCCACCAGUCCACCAAGGACGCCGCGUUCGCCGCCGCCGUGGAG